CAAAAGUCAGCGCGGCAGGCCGGAGUCCGCCAAGAUGGCGACUCCCAUGCAUCGCCUUAUAGCGCGGAGACGAGCUGAAGCAAAUAAGCAACAUGUAAGGUGUCAGAAGUGCUUGGAAUUUGGACAUUGGACUUAUGAAUGCACUGGGAAAAGAAAAUACCUACAUAGGCCCUCAAGAACAGCGGAACUAAAGAAAGCUUUAAAGGAAAAAGAAAACAGAUUAUUAUUACAGCAAAGCAUUGGAGAAACUAAUAUAGAAAGAAAAACCAAAAAGAAAAGGGCCAAAAGUGUAACGAGUUCCAGUAGUGACAGCAACGACAGUUCAGCCAGCGAUUCUUCCUCAGAGAGUGAAGACUCAUCUACCUCCUCCUCAGAGGACAGCGAUUCCUCCAGCUCCUCCAGCUCCUCGUCCUCCUCCACAACCUCUUUCUCCUCCUCGGACUCAGACUCAAGCUCUGCCAGCAGCAGCAGUAGCAGCGGUGGCAGCAGCAGCAGCAGCAGCACAGAGAGCAGCUCUGAGGAGGAGCCUCCGAGGAAGAGGAAGAAAAAAUAGGAUUUCCCAUCCACGUCGGACCAAUGGACUGAGAACACCCGUGAGAGUCCCAGAAGGGAACUUAGACAAUGUUAAAGCCAAAUAGAUUGAAUUGUUCAGAAUUUCUAGAGUUCAAAAGUUUCUAAGUGUUUUACAUUGUACAAGCAUAAAGAGCAUUAAAAAUGAGCUAUAUAAAGACUUUUAUUUUGGAAGUGAAUUUUUUUU
Octodon degus (degu) is the source of this 757-nucleotide messenger RNA. It is a transcript of the gene Zcchc10, whose product is annotated as zinc finger CCHC-type containing 10. The transcript has 4 exons. Lineage: Eukaryota; Metazoa; Chordata; Mammalia; Rodentia; Octodontidae. The coding region runs from base 35 to 553 and encodes 172 amino acids. The record is from RefSeq and is a predicted model, not a curated record. Gene Ontology annotation, molecular function: nucleic acid binding; zinc ion binding.